UCGUUGCCUUGCUGUACAAAAUUGCGAGUUAUGAUAUUUUACUAUAACAAUAUGUUUUGAUAAAUCAAAUUAAUAUAUAACCAAGAUUUCUCAUUGAUGUUAGCAUCAAAGUAAUGUAUGUGACAAGAUGUCUGACGAAGAAAGUGUAGAUAUUAAGCAAGAGUUGCUGGAUCUAUUAACAAAUGUUCAACCAAAUCUACAAGAUGUUAUCAAACGGAGCUUCACAAAUGUUAUAUUGCAACAGAAUAAAAAUGGUGAACAAAUCAAACCUGAUACACUGGAGGAUACAUCAUAUUUUGCGAAAAAUACCCAAGUUAAUCUAACAAGAUUGGAACUACUCCGGACACCUACAUUCCACCUGCAAACAGUAUCUCUAGAUCUCAAAUCAAUGGCGCUAAAUCUGAAAUGUUCACUAGGUGAGGUCAGUGUGAAAGGACUAUACAGUGCAUUUAAUGAGAAUCUAUAUAACUUAAUACCUGUUAUGUCAGAGGGACAUGUUUUAAUAUCAUUAUCAAAUAUGACAGCUGAUGUAAAUGUUGGCUUAGUGAUGGAAGAUGAUGUGUUUAAUUUCAUUAACCCGGGAAUUGAUUUUGUACAUGAUGAAGUUAUAGUCAAGCUGUCAUGGCCGUCACCUCAAAGGAAUGGUGGAUAUGAAUUUACUACAACGGAACAAUUAGCUAAGCACAUAGAUGAUCUACCGCUGACAGCGGCGGUGUCUCUGCCACUGUACGCGUUACUGAGACAUCGACUGCAGCGGCACCUGGCACUGGUGUUGCGUCAGGCCACAAGCGUCUCCGACCUGCUCUACUCCAACCCCAGCAUGCUCGAAGUCUACAGAUCGAUGGCAGCAGAUUUAGCUCUCAAUGGUAACCGAGUAGUGGACAUGGUGCUAAUCAACAUGCGGCGGACUUUACUGCAGACUCGCCGCGAGGUGCUCGAGUUGCCGCCUCUACAUGCUACUUUUAUGCACAAGAUAGGAUCGAUAUCGUUCGUGGGUAAGUUCGAGACGGAGGCGGGCUGGCUGAAGAACUUGGCCACCAUCAACAGGGUCAGUGACGUCAGCGUCUCUCAUCACGGAGACGACAGGACCAGCUUCAGUGUCACGCUCAAGAUAAAAGAUCUGCAGAUCGGGUACGAGGGGUACCGCAUGCGUGCGAUGGGCGUGUCGUGUGCGGGACGUGUUGCCGCCGCGCUCGCUCACUGCGCACUACAUCUGCGCCUCUCUGUCGGACGCGCACGCGCAGAGAACUACGCGCAGCUAGACUGUCUGCGUCUAGAUCAUCUGCAGUCAAUGGACAUGCACGUUACUGGUCUGGGACCCCUGAGUGGUGCCGCGGGUCUGGUGCGAACUUGGACCCGGGGGGCAAGUGUAGCCCACGCGGCGCCCGCCCUCACUGCGCAGCUCACACACGAGCUGCACACCGCACUCGCAGAGCUGCCACUGUGGGACCUGCUGCAUGCAAACCAAUACACAUCGCCCACAUAAGUUUCCCACGCCCACACAUGCGUAGCCUACGCCCAGCCUUCGUGUACGGCAAGUAGCGAAUCGCCCACAUAAGUUGCCCACGCCCACUCAUACGUAGCCUACACCCACUGCGUGAUGCACGGAAAGCAGUACACAUCUCCCACAAAAGCUACAAAGUUGCCCACUACUAUUGCCCACGCCUAACCUGCCUCAUGUGCGCCCAGCAAUAUACGUCGCCCACAUGAGUUGCCCACUAUGGGUGUAACUCAUGCUCACCAAGCAAUAAUCGUCGCCCACAUGAUUUGCCCACUAUGGGUGUAUCUUAUGCUCACCCAGCUUAAUGCACAGCACGCAAUUCAUAUGGCCCACAUAAGUUGCCGCGUUGCCCACUAAGCGUACACAAACCAGGCCUAGAUUUGCAACGCCUUCGUUCGUUCAUUACACAUUUUUUUUUGGUUUUAAAAGUUACAAAUUUUAGAUUUGCUCAAACUUCUUUGUCCAUAUUUAUUUGUUUUUUAUUGAUUUUUUAAAUUACUUUU
Papilio machaon (common yellow swallowtail) is the source of this 2004-nucleotide messenger RNA. RefSeq lists its product as uncharacterized. The transcript has 10 exons. The record is from RefSeq and is a predicted model, not a curated record. Lineage: Eukaryota; Metazoa; Arthropoda; Insecta; Lepidoptera; Papilionidae. The coding region runs from base 128 to 1486 and encodes 452 amino acids.